Molecule: messenger RNA, 6958 nt
Organism: Microtus ochrogaster (prairie vole)
Lineage: Eukaryota; Metazoa; Chordata; Mammalia; Rodentia; Cricetidae
Gene: Btbd9
Product: BTB domain containing 9
Biological process (GO): circadian behavior; adult locomotory behavior; modulation of chemical synaptic transmission
Cellular component (GO): cytoplasm
Molecular function (GO): protein binding
Source: RefSeq, a predicted model, not a curated record
CUUCGGCAGCACCGCACAUAUUAUUUCGUCUUAAAUUCACACCUUUUCAGUGCAGGCAGGUUAGGUGGCAUUUUCACACUUACAGAACGAGGAAACUGAGUCACGGGAUUCCAGGCCUGGCCUUCAUCGCACCUUAAUGCUGUUAAAGACUCACGUGGCUCAUUCUCUCUCCUUGUAGAACUUUCUCGCGCCCGGCAGAUCGUCCCUCUGGUAGGCGACUAACUGAGGAAGGUUAAGGCUGGCUCUAACAGGCGCUCCGGCUCGUCCCCGUACGCAGUGACGUGACCGAUGACGCUAUUCAGUGACGUAUGAUGACGUGACUUACCCUGAGCCAGGUGCCGGCAGGGGAGUCACACCCUGAGGGCCCAGUUUAGGAGGGACAGUGGCUCCGACGGGCGGAGACGCGCUGCAAGACCCCGCCUGAGGCGACCUGGGGCCCCGAAAUCCUGGGUCCUACCGGCCCACGGUUGAUCCGUUGCUAAGUGACGCCAGCGCGCAAGGCGCGUGCGCGGCCACGGCGGUGUGCGUGAAGGCGGGCGCGCGCCGCGACGGCGGCGGCGGGGAAGGCGGCGACCGCGGCGGCCGAGGGGGCGGUGGCCACGGGGCAGGGUUGCUGCAGGCGGAGGAGACGUGUGUGGCGGCGGCUAGGUCGCUGAGGAACAUCGUCGGGGUCAGUGACUAUCAUCUGUUCCACACGAUGAGUAACAGCCACCCUCUUCGCCCCUUUACUGCAGUGGGGGAAAUCGACCACGUGCACAUUCUGUCUGAGCACAUUGGUGCCUUGUUGAUUGGUGAAGAAUAUGGCGAUGUCACAUUUGUUGUGGAAAAGAAGCGGUUUCCUGCCCACAGGGUAAUUUUAGCAGCUAGGUGCCAGUAUUUUCGAGCAUUACUGUAUGGUGGGAUGCGAGAGUCUCAGCCUGAAGCCGAAAUCCCUCUCCAGGACACCACUGCAGAAGCAUUCACAAUGCUGCUCAAAUACAUCUACACUGGGCGGGCGACACUGACCGAUGAGAAGGAGGAGGUGCUGCUGGAUUUUUUGAGCCUGGCUCAUAAAUAUGGAUUUCCAGAGCUAGAGGAUUCUACCUCUGAGUAUCUCUGCACCAUCCUUAACAUCCAGAAUGUCUGUAUGACUUUUGAUGUUGCCAGUCUCUACUCACUGCCCAAGUUAACUUGUAUGUGCUGCAUGUUCAUGGACAGAAAUGCUCAGGAGGUGCUCGCCAGUGAAGGCUUCCUCUCCCUUUCCAAGACGGCACUUCUGAACAUCGUUUUGAGAGAUUCGUUUGCUGCUCCUGAGAAAGAUAUUUUCUUAGCUUUGUUAAACUGGUGUAAGCACAACGCAAAGGAGAACCAUGCUGAAAUCAUGCAGGCUGUGCGUUUACCUCUGAUGAGCCUCACUGAGCUUCUGAAUGUUGUGAGACCUUCAGGGUUGUUGUCUCCAGAUGCUAUUCUCGAUGCCAUUAAAGUGCGUUCAGAGAGCCGGGAUAUGGACCUUAACUACAGAGGCAUGCUCAUACCAGAAGAAAACAUCGCAACUAUGAAGUACGGAGCCCAGGUUGUGAAAGGAGAGCUGAAGUCAGCCUUGUUGGAUGGUGACACUCAAAAUUAUGACUUGGAUCAUGGAUUUUCCAGGCAUCCCAUCGAUGAUGACUGCCGCUCUGGCAUUGAGAUCAAGCUUGGCCAGCCGUCCAUUAUCAACCACAUACGCCUCCUCCUGUGGGACCGCGACAGCCGGUCUUAUUCCUACUUUAUUGAAGUGUCCAUGGAUGAACUUGACUGGAUCAGAGUCAUAGAUCACUCACAUUACCUGUGUCGGUCUUGGCAGAAGUUGUAUUUCCCAGCUCGAGUCUGCAGGUAUAUCCGAAUAGUUGGGACUCACAACACAGUGAACAAGAUUUUCCACAUCGUGGCUUUUGAAUGUAUGUUUACGAACAAAACCUUCACUCUGGAAAAGGGCCUAAUAGUUCCCAUGGAGAAUGUUGCAACGAUUGCUGAUUGUGCCAGUGUGAUUGAAGGAGUCAGCCGGAGCCGAAAUGCCUUGCUCAAUGGGGACACUAAGAAUUAUGACUGGGAUUCUGGCUACACGUGUCAUCAGCUGGGAAGUGGUGCAAUUGUGGUUCAGCUGGCACAGCCAUACAUGAUUGGGUCAAUACGGUUAUUACUCUGGGAUUGUGACGAUCGAAGCUACAGUUAUUACGUUGAGGUUUCCACCAAUCAGCAGCAGUGGACCAUGGUGGCUGACAGAACAAAAGUGUCCUGCAAGUCCUGGCAAUCAGUCACUUUUGAAAGACAGCCUGCCUCCUUCAUCCGAAUCGUUGGAACACACAACACAGCAAAUGAGGUGUUCCACUGUGUCCACUUUGAGUGUCCGGAGCAGCAGAGCAGCCAAAAAGAAGAGAGCAGUGAGGAACCCGGGACAGGGGACCCCAACACCCCCAGUCAGCAGCUCGACCCUCAUGCACUGCGAGCACCCAGCGCCAGCUCACUGCCCCCGAGUCCAGGACCCAACUCACGCUCACCCAACCAACAGCACCAAUAAAGAAGGCAGAGGACGCGGUGUGACUUGGGUGGGGCAGGAGUGUGCCCUCCCAGGCGGGCCCUAUGUGCAGCACCCUCCCCCAUCUCUGGGAGGAGCAGACCUGGCUGCAAAAGCCACCCCAACCAGGCUUUUCCCCCAGGGGACAGAAGGGACCCAUGUUCUCCCCAGUCUUCAGGCAGUCUCCAGGGGGAGGAAGUGGGUCUCGAUUCUCCAAGUCCACCGUCAGCUCCUACCUCUAAUGUUACCAAGGUACCAGUGCAGAAGGAAUCUAGAGACAAGCCAAGCUCACUACAAGAAGGAACCCUAGGCCUUGACAACCAGAAAAGGGCCCAGGCCCAAGUGUCCCCAUUGCCUUUGCAUUGCUGCUUGGUGGUUUACAGUCGUGUAGUGUGUCCUCAGCUGCUGGUCAUGGCUGCUGCAGCCUUGUGGAACUGCUCUAGCCCUCUGCAGCUGCAAGGGUCUUCCUCAGUCUGCAGUGCCUGCAGGCGGGCAGAGCAGAAGCUGCCCCUCCUAAAUGACACCGGAUGUGGCUCGUCAUGGCACUGAGCCUGACCAGAAAAAACUUCCAAGUUCAACCAGACACACAAUGUGCAAACCAAUCUUUGGACACUGGAGUUCAUAAUUGAUCAAAUUGUCACUUUAUUAACCUGUCAUUCCUGACGGACGCACCUGCCAGCCUGGGAGGCAGCCUGGAAGCAGUGGCCGUGCCAGCCGCUGGAGGACCACCCAGAAGCCUGAGGACAGACGCUGCCCAGUUCUAGGCUGACUGCGGGCCUCGUGGCUCUGCUACGCUUGUCCAGCCAACAGAUGGGGUAUCAGGAGCACAGGCCUGGGAAUGGUGAAGAAGAGAUUCUUGAGGGCCUCCAUCUUGAACUGCUGCAGCUCCACGCAGCUCCCACUGUCACGCCCAUGCAUAGUUCCUGCCUCUGCACCCCCUGUUGCAUCCCGAGGCCCCAUGAGGUCUCCUUAGCACUUCCUGUGAGCGUGUUCAGAGAAGGGUGGAGCUUCAGGGUUGGGUCCUGCUCUAGAAGUGAAAGGGUGGGCCAGCCAGCUUUCUCUGAGUUUGACUUAAUUGGAAUGGGUUGUCCACACUGAAGAGCUGGCAGCACGAGGCCUCAGGCUGCAGUAGGGGUCAUCUUCCUGUGCAUUCAGGCCUAGGUGCAGAGCUGGUCCUGGGGGAGACUAGUCCGCAGUCCGAACCUCUGGCUUCACUGCUGUGUGGUAUGGCUGCCUCAGGGAGGAGGCUCCCAUGUGUGGAUAGGGUGCCCACAUUGUUUAUGGGGUGCUGCCAGGCAGCCUGGAGAACUGUCUGUCCACUCAGCAUCUCUACAAGCAGCGCCCCCUGCCAGUGCACAAGGAACCCCAAGCUGUGAAGGGUGGAAUCUCUUCCCGUGGAGGGUAAUGCAUGAGGGCUCAUUUGUCUUGUUCUUGUUCAGUUAUUUGCUAAGAUAGUUCUUCUCUGUGUAGCCUAGGUUGGCCACACUCAGGGCAAUCCUCCUGCUUCAGUGGGACUGAGUUGACAAGAAGCCACAUUGUCCACCCAAGAUGUCAACACACACAGCUAUCAUGCUAAGCACUGGGCACGCGGUGCUCUUGGCAGCCCAUUCCCCACAUCCCAGACCCAUACCUUGUGACUCCCUUUCUCCUUAGGGUACUAUUGUGUAUUCAGGUUAUGACUAUAGACUCUGGUUCCCUUCGAUGUCGGCACUGCCAUGGUCCCCUCCAUCAAAUAAGUGGAGGGGAGAUGGGACAUCAAAGUCACAGAUGCCAGUGGGGAGUGCCGAGAACCGUAGCAAGCCCUCAGUCACCUGAGUGACCGCCAUGGCCGCCCUUGGGAAGACUUUCUUAGAUAGAUGCCUGCUUAGGGUGCAGGAGGACACUGGCUGGCUUACCUCCCCCCAGACCCGGGAGCUCACCCCUUGGCUGAUGGGCAUGCUGAUGUGUCUCGAGGCCACAGGCACCUCUAAGGUAGGUCCACAUUUCCAGAGGACUGAGCCUGGCUCGUCCCCUGCCGGGGUCUCCCCCGGGGCCAGCAGACUGUAAAUGAGACCGGAGUGUGAACAGCAGGCAGGCUGGCCGGGACCCGGACUAUCCUGUGCACCAGCACCCAGCACUGUACUGUGGACUCUGACCCUGAGGACUGGUUGGGUGGCAAGGAGCCACAGUCAUAGGAUAGGGGACAGAGGCAGUGUGAGCCAUUGCUCCCUCAGCCCUGCCCUGCCCUCCCCAUAAGGUCAACAGUGUGUGAACAAGAGCAGAGCUUGGAGAGUAGCUGCUGCGAUGCCUCUGGCAGUGCCCGCUGUGAAGGGCACCUGCGUGCAGGUCACCUGGGCUCUGCAGAACCGCUCGUGCCCCUUUAGAUCGUGUUCUUUAGGAUGGCAGAUGUCCGCACUGGGGCUCCUGGGGGACCAUUUGGGCUCUGUAGGGCAGCUUCAGGCGGCCUCACACUGGGACUGAGCAUCUCCUAAGCCCUCUGUACUUUUCCUGUUCUGCCUUUAGUGAGUUCCAAGCCUGUUACAGAUGUGGGCUCUUUCAGCUGUCACUUUCCACUUUUAUUAAAUGAAGUGUUGAUUCUGGACAAAUCCAUUACAAGUGUUCUGUUCCUAGAAGACUAGAAAAGGAAAUUCUUUUCAGCGAGAGAGGGAUUUGUCCGUUGGGCUCAUUCCUUCCCCUUCCUCGUGAGUUUUGAAUUGUCUAAGAAAUUGCUCAGUAGUUAAACCAUCUCCACAAUUGUCAGACCAGAGUGCACAGCUAACCCAGCCAAUCUGCAGUUCUUUCUAACUUAGGAGAUAACAGAAUUGUAAACAUGGCCUCUGCAGGGCACAGGAAGAGGGUGAAAUCUACAGCCAAAGUGGGUCUUGGUGUGUUGAGGCUGCUUGGCACUGAAACCGCUCAGCCCUGCCUAGGACUACAGACGUCCCUCUGGAUGGGCAGAGAACUGCCUCCUUCUAGGAAGUUCCUCGUUAGCUUUGCUCUGCUGUGUUACUGUCACCUUGCCCUCUGCGUGGUGAAUGGAGCCUAGUAGUAGUGCUGAGGUGACCUGGCACUGCAGGCACUGGCCAUGCUCUGGUUAUUUUGCAACAUAAUGAUUGAUUCUGAGUGUUUACCCUGACAGCGGCUCUGGCAGGAGGGGAGCGCUUAUUAGCGGCCCUAGGCUCUGCAGUGCCCUGUGCUACCAAGUGGAGCACCCAAUGUUAAGGUUUCUGGAGUCGCCAGGAAGGAGGAGAGUGGCUGGACUGGCCAUGGGCUGCUGGAAUGCAUCCAUCGCUCCUUUGGAUGGGGCUUGGGCAUCCCUGGCAGUAGAUGAACGAGAGGCCAUGAGCUUGUGUGAGCUGCACUUCACUUCCCUGGGGUAAGGAAGAGCCCCCUCCCCACCCCACCGUCCUGUCCUUGCCCUUCACUUUGAAAGAUGUACAGGAAUGGUGCCUGUUCCAGAACAAGCUUCCAGUCUAGCAGUGGGCGGGCAGGGCACUGUGGCCUCACACUCUCCUCUUCCGUCCCCACCCCUGCUUUCCAACCUCUGCCCUAGAGGUCAAACUGAGCGGGGCUUCUGGACAGAUAGUUCCCACCCCCAACCAAGGACGCGAUCACCCCUGAAACCUGUGAUUGAUGUCCUGUCAGUACCUGUGAUUUGCAGCUGGAAUAUUUCUAGCCUUGGGCAGGUAGCUGAGGUAGUGGUGGCCCGGAGCCACACACCUGUCCUGCAGUUGUCUCCAGCCUGUCUUCCCAGUGACACUGGUGCUUACUACUUUGGAGGUGGCAAAACAGGGUUCCCAGCCCAGCACAGUGUAUAUGCCUGAAAGUGGGGUGCUAUCUGUGACUCCCAGGGGUUUCAGCCAGAGACAAGGUAUGGUCAAAGCUGGGCUGGAGAUGUGGAGUCCCACAGCCCCUGGUGGCUGCUUGAGACUCUGGGUCUCAGGAUGGCCUUCCAAACGUGGCCUGAGAGCUAGGAACCUCCUUGUUAGACUGGCCUGGGGCUGAUGUCCCCAAGGCCACUUUAUACCUCCAUAGCUGUCCCCAGUGCCUGGGAAAGCAAGGUGACUGGCUUGGGUUUUGCCUUUGGAGUGAGGGUGGUGACAGCACCCCAUAGGUGGCAAUGGGCGGUACCCAUAAGCCACUCUGACCAAAUUUGUGUGGACUGGAUUCUCCAGAGAAGAGGAACCACCUCCCCUCCAUGGCUACCAUUCCUGAGCCAGUGGAGAUCGCAGGUGCUGUCCCCGUACUCCUCCAAGGGUCUCUUAAGGUUAGACGGGAUCGUGCGAGUCCUGGGCAUGGUUCUCUGAGGAAGUUCCCAUGGCAGUGUUUGGAUUGUGACCCUGAGGUGGUGUGGCAUCCUCACUUGGCAAGCUGUGUUGCGACCCUCAGUUCACCGUGUGUGCAAUGCCACUGUGGGCUCCCCGCAGAAAUAAAGCACUACUUCUA